Panicum virgatum (switchgrass) is the source of this 1323-nucleotide messenger RNA. RefSeq names its product E3 ubiquitin-protein ligase SRFP1. Gene Ontology annotation, biological process: ubiquitin-dependent protein catabolic process; protein ubiquitination. The transcript has 12 exons. The coding region runs from base 232 to 1002 and encodes 256 amino acids. Gene Ontology annotation, molecular function: ubiquitin protein ligase activity; zinc ion binding. The record is from RefSeq and is a predicted model, not a curated record. NCBI's taxonomy places the organism in Eukaryota, Viridiplantae, Streptophyta, Magnoliopsida, Poales, Poaceae. Gene Ontology annotation, cellular component: nucleus.
UCCUUUUACGGCUACCGAAUCACUCGCCGCCGUUUUGACGGCGGCGGCCCAAUCCGCGCCUCCCAUUCCAGUUCCAGGCAGUCUACUUUACGCUGUGGGGAGUAUAAAAUACUCCGCCAUCACCACGCCCCAGCUGCGCGGCAGCGGAAGCCGCCUCCUCCCUCCUCCCGACCUGCUCUGCUCUGCUCCCCCUGCCCAGAUCUCCACGCCGCGCCGCCGUUCCCCCACCCCAUGGAGCACGACGCCGAGGCGCGCCGCGGGUUCGCCAGGAUGGGCUUCGGGUGCAAGCACUACCGGAGGAGGUGCCGGAUCCGCGCGCCCUGCUGCGGCGACGUCUUCCACUGCCGCCAUUGCCACAACGAGUCCACGAAAGACGGGCACGAGCUCGACCGCCACGCCGUCCAAUCGGUCAUCUGCCUUGUUUGCGACACCGAGCAGCCGGUUGCCCAGGUGUGCUGCAACUGCGGAGUUUGCAUGGGCGAGUACUUCUGCAGGACGUGCAAGUUCUUCGACGACGAUGUUGACAAGGAGCACUACCAUUGCAAAGACUGCGGCAUCUGCAGAGUUGGAGGGAGGGAAAACUUCUUCCACUGCGAGAAGUGCGGAUCGUGCUACUCGACGACCCUGCGGGAGAAGCACUGCUGCAUCGAGAACUCGAUGAAGAACAACUGCCCCAUCUGCUACGAGUACCUGUUUGAUUCGUUGCGGGAGACGUCGGUGCUCCGGUGUGGGCACACGAUGCACCUGCAGUGCUUCCACGAGAUGUUGAAGCACGACAAGUUCUCUUGUCCCAUAUGCUCGACGUCUAUCUUCGACAUGGACAAGUUCCUGAGGGCCCUGGAUGCAGAGAUGGAAGCAAGCUACUGUUACAUGGGAAAGGGAUGGGUCGUGUGCUACGACUGCUGGGACACGACGCAGGUCUUCUCCGGCGUCACGGGACACAAGUGCUGCCACUGCCAGUCGCACAACACCUGCAGGGUCGCUCCCCCCGUCCUCCCGUAGCCAGCGGGUCUCGACAGAUUAUUGUUCUGGAUUCAUCCGUCGAUCUCUACCUAUACGAGUCAGCGGCGAAGAUACACACAGUAUCAUUAUAGCUUCCAUACUCUUCCAUGUAUUCUAUUCCAGUCCAAGAUGAACUGCGGCAUGUUCGUCUCACUGCACAAUUAAUACUCUUCCAUGUAUUCUAUUCCAGUCCAAGAUGAACUGCGGCAUGUUCGUCUCACUGCACAAUUAAUACGCAGAGUCCGACUCACGACGCAUUUGUACCGCAAAGAAGGUUCUUGUCACAGCAAUUUUGGUGUCGCUCAAAAUUUUGAUGCUAAA